This is a messenger RNA of Gymnodraco acuticeps, 3631 nucleotides long. RefSeq names its product zinc finger protein 583-like. Gene Ontology annotation, biological process: regulation of transcription by RNA polymerase II. The coding region runs from base 272 to 1648 and encodes 458 amino acids. The transcript is spliced from 3 exons. Lineage: Eukaryota; Metazoa; Chordata; Actinopteri; Perciformes; Bathydraconidae. The record is from RefSeq and is a predicted model, not a curated record. Gene Ontology annotation, molecular function: RNA polymerase II cis-regulatory region sequence-specific DNA binding; DNA-binding transcription activator activity, RNA polymerase II-specific. Gene Ontology annotation, cellular component: nucleus.
AGAAGAAGAUGCGCAUUGCAAAUCGGGCAGGGAUUCAGAUCGGUAGUCACCCUGGGUCCAGGUGGCGUCUCGUCGCUACGGUUCUCUCUCUCUGUGUUCCUGAGAAAGCGUGUGUGAGCUCCAGCUCUACUGAUCCAUCAUCUGUGUGUUUGGAUAAACCUCCGAAUGGACUGUGUGCUCUUUUUUCUGGAGCGUUUACCUCGGACUAUAGGAGCUAGCUUAGCAUGCUAGCUGGAAACACGUUGGCAACACUAGUCAGAUUGAGAGUUUGAUGGAGAGAGAAACGGUGUGUUUAACGGAGUUUGCAGGAACAGGUGAUCUAGGAAACAUGAGUAAAGUCCAAAUGCUGCUGUCGUUGAAGAAGCAGCGACUCACUGCUGAAGAGAUAUUUGCUCUGUUUGAAAAAACGAUAGCAGAGUACGAAGAGGAGCUGUCUCGUUUAAAAGAGGAGAACAAGAGACUCCAGAAGCUACUGGACGCUGUUUUACAGCCUCAGCUUCGGAUACACAGAGCAGACGUCCAGCAGCUGGUGGUGGUUAAAGAAGAGGUUCCCCCUGACCAGCAGGAGUGGAGCACCAGUCUGGACCAGGAGGACGCAGAGCCCUCUUGGAAGCAGGAACAGGAGGAACUCAGGAUCAGUCAGGAGGGAGAGCAGCUUCAGAAGCUGGAGGAGGCUGAUAUCACCAAGUCCACCUUCACUCCUGACCCUGUGAAAAGUGAAGAUGAUAAAGAGAAACCUCAGUCCUCACAGCCUCAUCAAAGACAAACUGAACACAUUGAAACAGAAGCUGAUGGAGAUGACUGUCGAGGACCAGAACCAGCCAGGAACUCAGAUCCAGAGAGCAGUUUACAACCAAAGACUGAGGACCACACUGGAGACUCUUCUGAACCUGACACUGGAGACUCUUCUGAAUCUGACACUGAAGACAGUGCUGAUUGGAAGGAGACCAGAGAACCUGCAUCAGGCUCAAACUCACUGAAAAAUAGACAUGAAUCUGUCAGUGAUCCACGACGUAGUGCUGAAAAGAAAACAUUCAGCUGCUCAGUCUGUAAGAAAUCUUUUUCACAGAGUGGACAUUUAAAAAAACACACAGGAGAGAAACCCUUUAGCUGCUCAGUUUGUACCAAAUAUUUUACAUUGAGUGGAACUUUAGAUAGACACAUGAGAAUCCACACAGGAGAGAAACCAUACAGCUGCUCAGUCUGUAAGAAAGCUUUUUCGCGGAGUGGAAGUUUAAAGGAACACAUGAGAAUCCACACAGGAGUAAAACCACACAGCUGCUCAGUCUGUAAGAAAGCUUUUUCACGGAGUGGAAGAUUAAAGGAACACAUGAGAAUCCACACAGGAGAGAAACCCUUUAGCUGCUCAGUUUGUACCAAAUAUUUUGCAUUGAGUGGAACUUUAAAAAAACACAUGAGAGUCCACACAGGAGAGAAACCAUACAGCUGCUCAGUCUGUAAGAAAGCUUUUUCACGGAGUGGAAUUUUAAAGGAACACAUGAGAAUCCACACAGGAGAGGAAAUAUACAGCUGCAAUGUUUGUGACAAAAGAUUUAAAUGGCGUAUGUGUUUCAAUAGACACAAAUGUGUUGGUUGUCAGAACUCAAAGCUUAAUGAAAUUCAAACUGAGGAUAAAAAAUCUGCCUGACUGGAUCAACGUUGUUGCACGGUAUUCAUAUAAGUAUUAUAAGUAUUCAUAUAUUUUUGGCUGCAGUCUUUGAUGGGAGGUAGUGUGUUUGUAUGUGUGCAUGUUCAAAGUUAUAGUGAGUUUUGUGGCUGGACAGGGAUGGGAGUGAUGGAGGCCACAGCUCUGGGAAAUAAGCUGUUCUUCAGUCUGUUGGUGCGUGAUUUUAUUGACCUGAACUGUCUGCCGGACGGCAGCGGUUCGAACAGUGAGCGGCCGGGCUGAGUGAUGUCUCUGAUGAUACUGCUGGCUUUCUUCUGCAGUCGACUUUUGUAGAUGUUGUCAAGGUUGGGCAGCUCAGUCCCAACGAUGCGCUGAGCAGCCUUCACCACCCGUUGCAGGUCCUUCCACUCUGCGGCUGCGCAGCUGGUGUACCACACAGUUAUGCAGCGGGUCAGGGUGCUUUCAAUAGUCGACCGAUAGAAGUUUACCAGCGGUUUUUGUGGAAGCCUGGCCUGUCUCAGUUUCCUCAUGAAAAACAGUCUCUGCUGUGCCUUUUUCACCAGGUUUGAGGUCCAAGUUAAAUGAUUGGAGAUGUUGACUCCAAGGAACCGUAGGUCCUCCACGCUCUCCACUGCUUCUCUGUGGAGGGGGACUUCCUUUUUUUGUCCUCCUGAAAUCAACAAUGAGCUCCUUAGUUUUGGUUUUAGUUACUCCCUAAGCCUGAUUUCACCAGCCUGCAACCGAUUCGUUAAUAAUCACAAAUGUUCAUUUCUUUGACCCCUUGACUCGACAACUUUCUUGUUUAAUAAUUGUUACAUCUCCUCAGGACCAAGUUCCCGUGUCCUGCCUUUCACCUGCUGAUAGCCCACUGCUCAUUUAAGGUGGACUGACCUUUACAAUGGACCAGCUAGUCUUAGUGUCUUAAUGCAAACGUUUUGUAAAGUGAUGCUAGACCAAAAACGUGCUGUUGGGUUGUGUGCUCUCUGCAGGACGGUGUCUGUACUCAAAGAUUGUUUAUGAAAUGAGAGUUUAACUCUGUUUUUGUUGUCCAAACGACGCCAAAAGAGCGAUACGUCUUCUUUCCAGCAGGUGGCACACAUGUUAAAUGUUCCAGUUCAACUGUCAUCCACAUAUUAAUGAUUCGAAACAGCAAUGUGUAAGAUAUGGCUAGUAAUUGACUAUUUCAACAGAAUGUGAAGAGGUUACAGUCUUGAGGCCAUGUCCAAUAUGUUCAUGUUUUGUUUGAUUAAAUCUACUGAAAUGAGCAUUCAAUGACUAAACUAUUCUUAAUUACUGUCAUUACAUCAUGGGUUUGCAUUGCAAUAUUAGAACACAUAAAACCCAACUUUAAUUCUUCUAAGUUGCGGGUGUUCAUUGUUUAGAAGUCCGCUGUGUUUCAUCCAAGCUUCCACUUCGUGCUCCGAUAAUGCUGAAAGUAUCUGUUGUAUGCUUUACCUGCUCCAGUAACACAAGUGUAAUUCACUGGACAGAGACGAGAUAGUGGAUGGAUCCAGAAAAGAACCAGAGGAUAGUCCGUAUAGAGCCUUCAGGUUCUGAAAAUGAUCGGGCACAGAGCUAGAAAGAAACUCCUAAAACCUGAAUAGAGCUAGAAGAUAGCCAGUACAAAGCCAAGAAAGACCCAGUAGAAAGACAGGAAGGAGCCAAAAGAGUUUGUAUUUUGUAUUUUUUAAUAUCCAAGCUCUUCUCUUAAGAUAUUAAAACUUCCUAUCUCAGCAUGCUGCCAAUUAUUGAGAUUGUUUCACAGCUUUUAUCUUUAAAUAUUUAGACUUUUUUUCUUUACAUAGACAUUAGGAUGAACAUCACGAUCCACUCUGCUGGAUUCUGCCCAAAUCGGCUCAAAAUGCAUGCAAACCUCUCGCUUUAUCCAUACUCCUGCAGGUGUAUUGUUCUGGAUUCAUAGUGAGGUUAGAUGUUCUGCACUGUUAUUGUUAUGUAUUUAAUAUAAAGUGAAAUACCCAUUAAAAAAAAGUCAGAAAAGAGAAA